AACGGCGCGUGAGGGGACGGGAGGAAAAAAGGAAAAGAAAAGACGAGGCCUCGCCCCUCCGCCGCGUGACGUCACCGCGUGAGGUCACCGGGCCCGAAGAUGAUGCGUCGGUGACGCGGGCCUCGCGUCCGCCACGGCCGGGGACCGUCACGGUGUUGCUAUGGCAACACCGCCUGCUGGGUCAGGGGGUCACCGCGCGGCCUGGGCCUUUCAGAAAGAGCAGCAAAAGUAAACCGCCAGAAGGAUGCUCAGACUCGCAGGACGGAUGCCGUUUGCCUUUCAGUUGCCAAGGAGAAACAUGGUCUCCCCUCCCUGGAUAACGGUCCUAGGAAAUGCCUGCAAGGGGGGCUGCCCAGCAGGUGACGUCUGAGCCUGCCCUGGUCUGCAUCUCCCUGGAGGAGGUCCCGGAGAAUCCGCAAGGAGUCGGCGGGUGUGGUGAUGGAGAACUACGAGCUGGUCACUUCCCUGGGCUACCCGGUUCUCAAACCUGAUCUCCUGUCUCGGAUCGAGCGUGCUGGAGAGCAGUGUGUUGGUGAUCAGCUGGACUCUAGCAGAGGGAUCCCAACAGAUCCCUGCCCAGGCUACCGGUUCUUCAAACCCGAGAGCUUAUCCUGGAUUGAACGGUGGGAGGAGCUUGGCGUCACGGAUCGCCAGAAGCUGGAGGAAGGCAAGCUGUGCACAGGCUCCUGCCAAGGAGCAGCCGGCCGCGGCAAGGCCAUCAAGGAGGAGGAAGGUGGCCAGAAGGGCUUUGUGGCCAGCUUGGAGCGCUACCAGCUCUUCCCCGACAGCUCUCGAGCGGGCCUUUUCCUGGCGCCCAACGCCGCCCAGCUGCGGGCGCAGCAGCCUCGUGUCAAGAAGGAGGAAGCGGCCUCGUGUGAGCCGGGCCUGUGUGGCCCCGGGCGCCCCUCUCAGGGCCUGGGCUCAGGCCCUUUCGCCUGUGUGGUUUGCGGGAAGUGCUUCCGCCAGAAGCAGGGCCUCAUCACGCAUGGGCGCAUCCACACGGGCGAGAAGCCCUACCCGUGCCUGGAGUGCGGCAAGCGCUUCCGCCAGCGCCCCAACCUGCUGACGCACCAGCGGGUGCACACGGGCGAGCGGCCCUUCCCCUGCCUGCGCUGCGGCAAGCGCUUCAGCCAGAAGGCCAACCUGGCGGCCCACCAGCGCACCCACGCCGUCCAGGAGGGGCUGAUCGCCCCGGAGCCCAAGACGCCCGUGCCGCGGGGCAGCCGCCAGACGGAGAAGCCCUUCCCCUGCAACGUCUGCGGGAAGAGCUUCAGCCAGCGCCCCAACCUCAUCACCCACCAGCGGAUCCACACGGGCGAGAAGCCUUUCGCCUGCACCGAGUGCGGGAAGCGCUUCAACCAGCGCGCCAACCUCAUCACCCACCGCCGCAUCCACUCGGGCGAGAGGCCCUUCCCCUGCGCCACCUGCGGCCGCCGCUUCAGCCAGAAGGGCAACCUUGCCGCCCACCAGCGCACCCACUCCCAGCAGAGGCCCCACGCCUGCUCCUGCUGCCCCAAGCGUUUCAAGGGAGAGUCGGCCCUCCGAGCGCACCAGAGGACCCACCGGCAGGUCCUGGGAGCUGACCCGCUGGCCGGAGCCCUCUUGGCGGUGGCUCCCGGCCUCCAGCAGCAGGCCCCCCUCCCCGGGGACCCCACCUCGGCUGCGCAGAGGGCCACGCCGGCCCCCCGCCAGGAUCUGCCCGGGGACCCCACUCCAGGCGUCCAUCGGGCUGCCUCCUCCGGUCAGCAAGCGCAGCAGCAGCAGCAGCAACAACAACAACAACAACAACAUCUUCCCGCGGACCCUCCACCCGGUUCCCACGCAGCAGCGGGCCCCGCUGGACACCUCCAGGGUGUGGCCCCCGGCUCAGAGCAAGGGCCGAAGCUGAGUGCCCCGCCGGCCGUGAUGGACCCCCACGCCGAGAUGCUCCACUGCCAGCGCCGGCUGAGCCUGCCUGUCCUGCCCACAUCCAGCGCCCAUUCCGUGGUGCCCAUGGGGCAGCCGCAGCCCAUCACCACCAAGCCCAAGAGCCUGGCCGGACCGCGGCUGGACGCCCCCGGCGAAAUGCUCCACUGCCUCUGCCACGCCAGCAGGGCCUCCCUGGUCAUUCCUCACCCGCCACACCUGGGGCAGCUCCAGGCGGGGGCCAGGGACGCACCUGGCCGCGCCUGGCUGGGCAUCCCGUGCCCGGCCCGCACCCUGCAGCUCCAGCAGGGGGCCCAGGGCCACCCCGCCGCCCCCAACCCGAGACUCUGCUCCAUCCCGGAUUCCCUGCGAUAG
Lacerta agilis (Sand lizard) is the source of this 2280-nucleotide messenger RNA. RefSeq names its product zinc finger protein 250-like. The coding region runs from base 439 to 2280 and encodes 613 amino acids. Gene Ontology annotation, molecular function: DNA-binding transcription repressor activity, RNA polymerase II-specific. Lineage: Eukaryota; Metazoa; Chordata; Lepidosauria; Squamata; Lacertidae. The transcript is spliced from 7 exons. The record is from RefSeq and is a predicted model, not a curated record. Gene Ontology annotation, biological process: negative regulation of transcription by RNA polymerase II.